AUGAAGACUGCCUAUGCAACCAUCCUCGUUGCCCUUUCGGCGGGCAGUGGCCUGGCGGCGCCGGUCGACACUUCGACGUCUCCCAACCCUGCCUAUAAAGCGAAGAGGCAGGUCUUCUGGUUGAAUUGCACCACCCCCCAGCUUCAACAAACGUGCGCGGCAUUCAACACCCGCUGCAACCGUGGUGGGUUUGUGUCAACGGACUACCCAGCCCUCUGCGGAGAGCCUCAUGGUUGCAAAUGUGAAUAUUAUGGUGGUUGCGACACCAUUUGCCGCCAGAAACUGGGAAUCAAGGAUGACCCUGCGGUUGCCGAGGGAAUCAAGACCGAGGAGCAGGGCCGAACGGAGAAGGAGGCUGGACAUUAA
Messenger RNA from Colletotrichum destructivum, 366 nucleotides. RefSeq lists its product as uncharacterized. Bases 1 to 366 code for a protein of 121 amino acids. The transcript is spliced from 2 exons. Lineage: Eukaryota; Fungi; Ascomycota; Sordariomycetes; Glomerellales; Glomerellaceae. The record is from RefSeq and is a predicted model, not a curated record.